UCACAAACCGGAGCACAGGGCUAAUACUAUCUGGCUUGACAUUUUCGAUAACAGGGAACGGUGGAUCCUUCAAGCCCUGACUUGGCUGUCUCUUGACGUGAAGUUUGUCGUGCAUAGGGACGGACACGCCAUGCACUACCGGCUGGAACCAGAUGCCGACACCGUCGAGCUGCUGCUUUUCCGCCGGGUGUGCAACGCCAAGGCGGUCCGCGUCCGCAUGCUCGCCGGCGAGUUCCCUGCCGCUUUCGUGAAGGCUGCAUUGGUUGCUGAUGUAUUUCAAGCCCUCGUCGCAGUAUCGACCGCGAUGCACAACCAGACACAGGGGAGCAUGUCGACGCGUAACUUGUUCACAGAGAUUGUGUACAACUUAUCGAGCACGCGGAACAUGAGCAAGGCGCUUUCUCGCUUGGGCAUAUCCGAUGAGACCGCAGAUAUGCUUGUCCUCGUUCCAAACGCUACGGGGAAACAGAUUGCCGAUAUUCGCGCAGCGGUUGAGGGCGAAGAAGUGUUGGAUGUUUCCGAGGGGGUUAAAGAGACGGCGGAUAUGCCCCAAGUCCGAAAGUUUUACGGGGUGACGGAGGCGGAAGAGCGGAGCGGUCCCAUCGUAGACGCGAUUGUCACAAGAAUGGCAUGUCGAGACGUGCGGUAA
This is a messenger RNA of Chondrus crispus (carragheen), 649 nucleotides long. RefSeq lists its product as hypothetical. Gene Ontology annotation, cellular component: cytosol; nucleus; EKC/KEOPS complex. NCBI's taxonomy places the organism in Eukaryota, Rhodophyta, Florideophyceae, Gigartinales, Gigartinaceae. The record is from RefSeq and is a predicted model, not a curated record. Bases 131 to 649 code for a protein of 172 amino acids. Gene Ontology annotation, biological process: telomere maintenance via recombination; tRNA threonylcarbamoyladenosine modification. The transcript has 4 exons.